Lachancea lanzarotensis is the source of this 1047-nucleotide messenger RNA. It is a transcript of the gene GOR1, whose product is annotated as LALA0S11e01904g1_1. The record is from RefSeq and is a predicted model, not a curated record. NCBI's taxonomy places the organism in Eukaryota, Fungi, Ascomycota, Saccharomycetes, Saccharomycetales, Saccharomycetaceae. Gene Ontology annotation, molecular function: hydroxypyruvate reductase [NAD(P)H] activity; glyoxylate reductase (NADPH) activity; NAD binding. Gene Ontology annotation, cellular component: cytosol. The coding region runs from base 1 to 1047 and encodes 348 amino acids. The transcript has a single exon.
AUGAGCAAGCCAGUUGUACUAAGAUUAGGAGCUAUUAAAUACGCCCAGGAAGCGUGGGAGAAACUUGGGCAAAUUGCCCAAGUGAUAACCGUCGAGGAAAACAGCACCAGAGCGGAUUUCAUCAAGGCAAUCAAGGACCCUAAAAGUCCAAUUUUCAAGACCCAGGUCAUAGGCAGAACUUUUGCCAGUGUGGCCAACACAGGCCGUUUCGAUGCAGAGCUAGCACAGGCCUUGCCAGCUACUGUGGCAGCCGUGUGUCAUAACGGAGCCGGCUACGACCAGAUCGAUGUGGCCGAGUUCGCUGCAAAACACAUCCAGGUGUCUAAUGUGCCUGAAUUGGUCAACAACGCUACAGCUGACACCCACGUUUUCUUGCUUCUGGGAGCACUGCGCAACUUCGAGCACGGCCAUAGACUAAUGCUCGAGCACAAAUGGUCUUCUUCGGGAGGAGCAGCAGGAGCUCCUAUUGGCCACGAUCCAGAAGGAAAAACCGUCGGGAUCUUAGGCUUAGGAGGCAUUGGCCGUGCCAUCGUCGAAAGACUCAAGCCUUUUGGCUUCAAAAGAUUUGUCUACCACAACCGGAAGAGAUUGGCUCCAGAACUCGAAAAUGGAUGCGAGUACGUUUCGUUUGACGAGCUUUUGAAGGUUUCAGAUGUGGUGUCCAUCAACAUCCCAUUGAACGCCAAGACCCGCCACAUUGUCGAUGCCAAGGCCAUAAGCCAGAUGAAGGAUGGCGUGGUGAUUGUAAACACAGCCCGUGGAGCGGUAAUUGACGAAAAAGCCUUGAUUGCUGCUUUGAAAUCCGGGAAAGUCAGAUCUGCCGGUUUAGACGUAUACGAGCACGAACCUGAGGUGCCCCAGGAACUACUCGAUUUGCCUAACGUCUGCGGCGUUCCUCACAUGGGUACACACACGGUCGAAACCGUCAAGAAAAUGGAAGAGUUUGUGGUGAAGAACAUUGAGUCCGUGAUAAAAACAGGCAAAGUGAUUUCGGUAGUACCCGAGCUCCAAUCUGAAGCAUGGGUCGAUGAGCAAAAGCCGUUGUAG